Molecule: messenger RNA, 2577 nt
Organism: Mesoplodon densirostris (Blainville's beaked whale)
Lineage: Eukaryota; Metazoa; Chordata; Mammalia; Artiodactyla; Ziphiidae
Gene: FBXW5
Product: F-box and WD repeat domain containing 5
Exons: 8
Coding region: 317-2128 (603 amino acids)
Biological process (GO): protein ubiquitination
Cellular component (GO): SCF ubiquitin ligase complex; Cul4-RING E3 ubiquitin ligase complex
Molecular function (GO): protein binding
Source: RefSeq, a predicted model, not a curated record
AUGUCCGAACCCCGGCCCGGACCCCAGCGCCCUGGCCCCGGGGAGCGUCGUCACCCCGCCCCGAUCCCCGGCCCGGCCCCCCGGCCCCCGUCCCCAGCUCACCCGGCAGUGGCCGCACUGGCCCGUCGCCCACCUGGCAGGGCUCCCCUAGACCAGAGGGCAGAGGCCAGGGCCGGCUGGUGUCCCUGGCGGCGUCUGGGGCAGGCGGGCUGGCCCUCGUCCCGCCGGCCCCAAGUCUCUCCUGAGGAGGAUCUCUGUCCCAUGUUGACAGCUCCGAAGCCUGGGGCAGCAAGGGCCGCCUGGGCAGAAUGUCACGAUGGACGAGGGGGGCAUACCCCUGCUCCCCGACAGCCUCGUUUACCAGAUCUUCCUGAACUUGGGCCCGGCCGACGUGCUGGCCGCGGGGCUGGUGUGCCACCAAUGGCAGGCCGUGUCCCGGGAUGAGUUCCUGUGGAGAGAGCAGUUCUACCGCUACUACCAGGUGGCCCGCAACGUGCCCCGCCACCCAGCGGCCACAUCCUGGUACGAGGAGUUCCGGCGGCUCUAUGACACCGUGCCCUGCGUGGAGGUGCAGACCCUCAGAGAACACACCGACCAGGUCUUGCACCUUAGCUUCUCCCACUCAGGCUACCAGUUCGCUUCCUGCUCCAAGGACUGCACCGUGAAGAUCUGGAGCAACGACCUGACCAUCUCGCUGCUGCACAGCGCAGACAUGCGGCCCUACAACUGGAGCUACACCCAGUUCUCCCAGUUCAACCAGGACGAUUCUCUGCUGCUGGCGUCCGGGGUGUUCCUGGGGCCCCACAACUCCUCCUCGGGCGAGAUCGCCGUCAUCAGCCUAGACACCUUCGCCCUGCUGUCCCGCGUGCGCAACAAACCCUACGACGUGUUCGGUUGCUGGCUCACGGACACCAGCCUGAUCUCGGGAAACCUGCACCGCAUCGGGGACAUCACGUCGUGCUCUGUGCUCUGGCUCAACAACGCCUUCCAGGACGUGGAGUCGGAGAAUGUGAACGUGGUAAAGCGGCUUUUCAAGAUCCAGAACCUCAACGCUAGCACCAUCCGCACCGUCAUGGUGGCCGACUGCAGCCGCUUUGACAGCCCGGAACUCCUGCUGGACGCCGGCGCCCCUGGCGCAGACCCUGGCUGUGUCUUCGACCUGAGCAGCGACAGCGAGGACCAGGUGGUCGACCCAGGCCCGGCCCGCUCCAAGGGCUUGCGGCGUCUCCUGGAGGGCCGGGCCCAGCCCCAGCUGUCAGAGUGCGCGCUGGAGACCAAGGCGGCCGAGCUGCUGGCCCAGGGCCACACCAAGCCCCCCGAGCGCAGCACGGCCGCCGCCGGCAACAAACUCCUCAUCUUCACCACGGGCUGCUUCACCUACUCGCCGCACCAGAUCGGCAUCAAGCAGAUCCUGCCGCACCAGAUGACCACGGCGGGGCCCGUGCUGGGCGAGGGCCGGGGCUCCGACGCCUUCUUCGACGCGCUUGACCACGUCAUCGACGUGCACGGACACAUCAUCGGCAUGGGCCUGUCCCCCGACAACAGGUGGGCCUCUGUUGGCAGCCUGGGUGGGGGCGUCCGCAGGCCCCUACUGAGGAGCGUGCCCACGCAGGUACCUGUACGUAAACAGCCGCGCCUGGCCCAGCGGCUCGGUGGUGGCCGACCCCAUGCAGCCGCCACCGAUCGCGGAGGAGAUCGACCUGCUGGUGUUCGACCUCAAGACCAUGCGGGAGGUGAAGCGGGCCCUGCGCGCCCACCGCGCCUACACGCCCAACGACGAGUGCUUCUUCAUCUUCCUGGAUGUCAGCAGGGACUUCGUGGCCAGUGGGGCCGAGGAUCGGCACGGCUACGUCUGGGACCGCCACUACAACAUCUGCCUGGCCAAGCUGCGGCACCAGGACGUGGUCAACUCAGUGGUCUUCAGCCCCCAGGAGCAGGAGCUCCUGCUGACAGCCAGCGACGACGCCACCAUCAAAGCCUGGCGCUCACCACGCACUGUGCGUGUCCACCAGGCCCCGCGCCCGCGCCCGCGCCCCUUUUUCUCCUGGUUCGCCAGCCAGAGGCGCUGAGGGGCGCUGGGACCCACCGAGGAGGCCACGGAGGCCCAUGGCCCUUUUCCGGGGGCUGAGCUGCUGCCCAGAGUGCGCGGGGGCAGAGAAGCUUGCUGCAGAAAUGCCUUAGGGCGUGGGCCCCGCAGGGCCACGGCGGGGGACGGCCUGGCCCCCACCACGCUCGUUCACGCACACCGCCUCCCACAGCUGUGCCGCUCAGCCCUGGGCAGCCGGGGCCGUCUCUGGCUGGCUUGGGCUGCACAGGACACUGGGCCCCCGCUCUUCACCCACCCCCUUCCCCUGGGCCUGGGCUCUGGGACAGUCUGCACAACACGUUCCCCUCAGCCAGCCCUGUGGGGCCCUGGCGGUGUUUGCUGGGCCCAGCCUUGCCCAGGGAGCCCAGGCUCCCUCUUUUGGGAACUUCCCAGCGUCAGGGUCGAGAUGCGGGUCAGGCUGCCAUGGGCCCAGGGGACCUGCAUGUCACUGGUCACCUGUUCAGGGUCUGAAUAAACAGUUGGCAACAGCA